Molecule: messenger RNA, 1757 nt
Organism: Papilio polytes (common Mormon)
Lineage: Eukaryota; Metazoa; Arthropoda; Insecta; Lepidoptera; Papilionidae
Product: H/ACA ribonucleoprotein complex non-core subunit NAF1
Exons: 5
Coding region: 255-1625 (456 amino acids)
Biological process (GO): pseudouridine synthesis; ribosome biogenesis; box H/ACA snoRNP assembly
Cellular component (GO): sno(s)RNA-containing ribonucleoprotein complex
Molecular function (GO): RNA binding
Source: RefSeq, a predicted model, not a curated record
GUGCGAAUUAUGAGCAAAUGUCAUAAUUUUAUUGAUACUGAUUGUUUUCUGUUCAUCCAUCGUUUUCUGCAUUUUCACGUUUGCGUGGUUGCAUUUUUCGCGAGGCCAGUUGCGAAUUUGCGAUUCGUACAGACCUUUGUCAAGAUAUGGUUACAUAAAGUGUAAUUUUUUUUCUCCAUCAAAUCCUUUGUUAGUUCAUUUUCCAACACACAUCGUGGACGGCAUUGAAAAAUACCUUCCAUUUUUGCACCACCAUGGAAAAACACGACGAAAUAAACAAUAAAAAUGUGCCGCGAAGUCUCGUUGGCGAUUACGGCACCUCGGAUUCUGAAUCGGAAGAUAUUGAUGGGACUUCGAGUGGACAAAUCGGCAGUGAAGAAUACGAUCACACGGAACACAGUGAAAUGGUUUUAAAAAAUAACAUUAUAAAUGCUUGCGCCCACGGCCCUUUGCCCCGUUCCAAAGCGGAGAGAGAUGUAAAAACUUCAACAAAUAUGAUAAUAGAUGGUUCAGACAGUGAUGUGGUUAAUUAUGAAGUGACUGAAUAUAGAGAUGUUGAUAGUGAAUCCUAUUCGACGCCUUCAAGCGACUCCAGCGACGAUGAGGGCUGGAUAGAGGCUGUGCAGAGUAACAAUUCUAGUGGAGAUGAAGACGGUGAAAAACAAAGUAAAGCAGAACCAAUAAAAGUUCAUGGAGAAUUGGGUCUGGAUGACCUGCCGCCUAUUGAAGACCUCGCUAUCAGCCUGCCGGCACAGGACACCACCAAGAUUGGCACCAUCCUCAACAUUGUAGAUAGAUUAGUGAUAAUUCGUGCGCUGCCAGAAACUCCGGCUGUAGAUUUAGACAGCAUAUUGUUCCUUGAUAAUGGUGCUCGUGCGUUGGGGAAGGUGUUUGAUGUAUUCGGACCGGUGACGGAGCCCCACUACUGUGUGCGGUUCAACUCCGUGGAUCACGUGAAGGAGCGCGGCGUGCAGCCCGGCAUGGACGUGUACAUAGCGCCGCGCAGCCGUGAUCACACCAACUACGUCUUCCUCACAGAGCUCAUGAAAUCGAAAGGUUCCGAUGCAUCGUGGCUGCACGACAUCGAGCCGCCGCCGAGCCACGUGGACUUCUCCGACGACGAGGAGGAGCGCCGCGCCAACCGCGCCCGCAAGGAACAGAACAAGACGACCGACAGCGGGGAGACCAGCAAAACCAUCAGCCAACCGCCCAAAAGAGAUAAAAGAAGAAACCAAAGACCCUCGGAGAGCAGCAGCCGUUUCGGAUACGAGGUCGGGUUCGGUAGGGGAGGAAUCAACCCGUUCGCGGAAAGACGGCCGAUGAGGUUCGUCAAUCCGUGGUUUGCGUGGGAUUUAAAUGAGAGCAGAAGGUCACAUAAUGAUUCCUUUCCCCGACCGUUGAGGCCGCCCUUCAACCGGCCCCCGAUGUGCGCGCCGCCCUUCGAUCCUUACAUUCCUCCUCCGUUCGUCAGCGAAUACCAGUUCGGAGGCAGACCGCGAAUGUUCGGUCCGGUGCCGGCGGCGAGCGCGGCGCCGCGGCCGGGGCCGGUGUUCGGCGCGGCGUACUGCGCGCCGCCGCCGCAGCCGCAGUGGGCGCGCCGCCCGCCGCCGCCGCCCGGCACAUGAAUAUAUAUGUGAAUGUAAUCUGUAAUAUAUAUCCUGUCAUAUAAAUACUUCGAAAACGUUCUAACAAUACUAAAGUGUGGUAUCCAAAUAUAAAAUUAUAUUUAUAUAAAAUAAAGCAGUUGUGUUUACGUU